Megalops cyprinoides (Indo-Pacific tarpon) is the source of this 1459-nucleotide messenger RNA. RefSeq names its product pre-mRNA 3'-end-processing factor FIP1-like. Gene Ontology annotation, molecular function: RNA binding. The record is from RefSeq and is a predicted model, not a curated record. NCBI's taxonomy places the organism in Eukaryota, Metazoa, Chordata, Actinopteri, Elopiformes, Megalopidae. The transcript has 13 exons. Gene Ontology annotation, cellular component: mRNA cleavage and polyadenylation specificity factor complex. The annotation marks the transcript as partial.
CUAUUGACUGUUUAAAAAUACAGUAGCCUUAGAUGGUAUGUGCUGUCCUCACUGUAAAACAGAGGGCGGAGUAUGUUCUGGGGGCCAGAGGCACUGCACAGGCAGUGCAGGGACACCUGACCUCUCACACCUGAUUCCACAGGGGGGGAAAAGCGGUGAGGAUGAGGAUGAGGAUGAAGAAGACAGCGACAGUGAUGAUGAUGAUGAUGUUAAGGUCACGAUCGGCAACAUUAAGACUGGAGCCCCUUCAUACAUGGCCCCACCAAUGAACCUGAGCCUGAAACCCAGCAGAGGUUAUGCAGCCCCUGCAGCCAAGCUGGUGUCCAAAGGCGUGGAUGUGGAGGCCAUGGGAGCCCUGAACGGGCUGCCCGUGCUGGAGGGGGAGGUGGACAUCUUCGAGGACAAGCCCUGGAGGAAGCCUGGUGCCGAUCUGUCUGAUUACUUCAACUACGGCUUCAAUGAGGAAACAUGGAAAGCGUACUGUGAGAAACAGCGUCGGCUUCAGCUGGGCCUGGAGCCCACGGCUCCCCUCAGCUCAGAGAAUAAGAUCACAGUCCAGCAGGGAAGGGUGGGCAUUUUGGAGAAAGAAAUGGAGCCAUCUGUCAGCAAGCAGGACUUCAAGAUGGACUUCCCCCCUCCUCCUAUGUCACUUCCUGCCAGCAGCAGACUGAAGGCGGGCCCGCCUCCAAACAGGAAGUUGGGCGGGACGAUUGAUGUGAUUGGUGGACAGACAGGUGCCAUUCGGCGGGUGGAGGGGCGCAGGAGGGAAAUGCAGGAACAGAACCCCAUUCAGGUCCUGGGAGAUCACGCCAGCAAGACGCAGCCAUUUGUCCCGCCGGCAGGGCCGCCACCGCCCCCUAUCGGGGCACCCCCCCCUCACUUCAUGCACCCCCCACCACCAGUGUCCCGAAUGCCCCCGCCUCUGCACCCCCCAGGUAUUCCUCCCCCGGCUAUUCCAGGGUUAUUCCCUCCACCCAUGGCUCCUCCUCCCAGUCUGUUAAUGCCCCCAUUGGAUGGCAGGUGUCCCCCCGCAGGGUACAGCAGCAGACCCCCUCCGCCUUUCGGGUACAGCUCUGCAGACCCGAACUUCAUCAGCUACCCGCCUGUGUCAUCCACACACCCUCCGUGGGUGACCUCUCUGGAGAAGGGGGGUGCGGGCGGGGCCGGGGCCCACUGGGAGUAUGGGGCCUCUCAACGGGACAGAGACCUGGAGAGAGAGAGAGAGCGCGAGAGGGAUCGAACGCCCACCACCAGCGAGUACAGCAACGAUGACGAGCGGUACCAUUACUACAGCCACGAGCGGGAGUUUCACCACGGGCGGGACCGGAGCCGAGAGCGCAGCCGGGAGCGCAGCCGGGAGAAAGACGAGAGACACCGAGACCGGCGGCACCGAGACAAAGACGAGAGCUCCAAACACAAGUCCUCCAAGCGCAGGCAGCAUGACGCGGAGGAGGGAGAG